AUGUCCGAGACUGCUCGCCCGCGGGAGCCGGCUCGGGAGCCGGCCAAAAGCAAAUCCCGCAAAACCGACCCAAAUGCGCCGAUUCGGAAACGACGGAAGAGAACGGUGGUGAGCGGUGCUCCGGAUGACUGCUUCACAUGCUCCAAGCGAGGAGCUCGAUGUGACCGACGACGCCCAUACUGCUCCCAGUGCCUCGAGCUCGGCCGCGAAUGUUCCGGAUACAAGACUACCCUGACGUGGGGGGUGGGGGUUGCCAGCAGAGGCAAGCUGCGAGGCCAGAAGCUCCCCGUCAUGGACGAAGGGGCUGCAGAGUCUUCCAAGAAAACUUCCAAUGCACAGCAGCGGUCGCCUUCCAGCAGCGGAGGUCAAGCCCAAUCCUCGUCGCAACGGACCUCGACCACUCCGCCGGCCGCGCCGUCCUCUGGCAUGGGCUUCUCUUCCUUUGAUGCAGGGUCCUUCAACUCGUUCGACUCAGACUCUCGCAGGCCGUCAGUCGCGUCGAAUGUACCUGAUAUGUCGAAUGGCAUAGCGUGGACAAUGGACAUGCCGGAUCCCCAGACGUGGUCCAGCAUGUCUGCUGCGCAUCCACAGAUAUCUGGACUUCCAUUACCAAACCGACCAGCAAUGGGCAGUCGCUCAAGCCCAAGCAUAUCUUCCGAGGUAUCACUUGCUUAUGCACCCUUGUUAAGCCCGACCGCCAGUUUCGCUACACCAGCGUGGCCUGUUGCGAGAACUUGGCCGGCUUCAAAUACAGCAUUCCCACAAGAUGCAGAUGAGGAGAUCGACAGGAAAAAUCCACAAUAUUCAAUGCUGUGGGAUGCUGGUCAUUCGCCCUCGUAUUCUCAGCUGCUUCUGGCAAGAUCCGUAGGACGCACACCCCGUCUGCGGUAUCUCAUCAGUUAUUUCGCCGAAGUCAUUGCCCCCAUGAUUGUUGCUUUUGAUACCCCAUCAAAUCCGUUCCGCACACAUGUCCUUCGUUUGGCGCAAGGCAGUGAGGCCCUCCAAGAGGCAAUUGCGACCUUGGCCACAAGCAAUCUACGACAGCGACGAGAGAAAAAUCAUAUGUCCACCGAGAGAACCCUCCCGGCUCGUAUGUCGUCUAUGGCGCAUCGUGCUCUAACCGACGAGGACUUCCAAGAUAGAUACGGAAUUUCCAUGUCGGAGGGUUAUAUACGGGAAGAGAAUCAUCACCGUGGCAUGGCCGUAAAGGCCUUGAAUGCCGAUCUGGCAGACCCACGUCGCAGACUGUCGGACUCGGUAUUAGCCACAUUGCUAAUACUGUGUUUGUUCCAUGGCUGUGACACUGGUGUUGCCGAAUUUCGAACACAGUUUGCUGGUGUCACCAGGCUCCUCGCAAUUCGAAUGCGGCAUUCUCCAGUCUUGACGGAUGAUAUCAAGUGGUUCAUCCGCAUGUUCUCUUGGUUUGACACUCUCACUGCGACUACAAAUGACCGUGAUGUACAGCUUCGCGGCAAAUGCCUGGAAAUCAGCUCGAUCACUGAUGGUGAAUGGGGGUUGGAGAACUUGGCUGGCUGUGAUGGACGCCUGUUCAAAAUGAUAUCUCAGCUAGGCCGGCUGAACCUACUGAGUCAGGACCAACAGCCCAACGAAUCUCGACCAGCAGAUGUGACGAUCCCUACCGCCUCAUUACCCCCAUCCAUGAUCUUCCCUGGCUGGGAUAGUGUUCCUUUAGCCUCUGGAUCAGGAGCCAUGGCGGGUGAUUAUGGAUAUUCUAUGCCUACUCCACCACAGAGCAGCGACCAGGCUCGAAGGCCUUCAUCUCCCGCAUUCUGGACCGAAUGGUACUCAUUACGGCAACGCCUCGAGUCCUGGCGAUUCGACCCACCGACUGGACCACCCGUUGAGGCCUCGUUCUCCUCGCCAACUCUGUCCGCGUCCACUCUGUCCUUCAAUCCCUCUCAAUUUACACCAACCCCUCCAACCUCGCCAUCAUACCAGGUGGCCAACGAGAAUCUUCAAGACGUCUACCAAAUAUCUGAAUGCUUCCGCCAUGCGGCGCUUCUUUACUGCGAACGACUUGCAGAGCCAAGUCUUCCAUCCCAACACCCUCGCAUCCAACACCUAGUCCUUCUUGCUAUGCACUGCCUCUUCGCUGUACAGUCGGAUGUCUACCUUCUGUGGCCGCUGUUCAUCGUAGGAUCAGAAUGUGUCCAAGAGGAUCACCGUUCCGCCGUUCGAAAUCGCUGCAGGGAUAUCUCCAAGGACUCUGGAUUUGUGAACAACAUCUCUUGUCUGGAAUUGCUGGAAAAGAUCUGGGCAGAGCAUUCUGAGGAGUCCUCGUAUCCUGUAUAUCCCUCCGAUUUGGGUCCUCCGCCACCGCUGGAUGGAAGCGGAAAGACCAUAACUUCUCAAGCCUUCCGCUGGUCUCGAGUCAUGCAGGCGAAACGGGGCGAUGGAGAAUACAUGGUGGCAUAA
Molecule: messenger RNA, 2436 nt
Organism: Penicillium atrosanguineum
Lineage: Eukaryota; Fungi; Ascomycota; Eurotiomycetes; Eurotiales; Aspergillaceae
Product: Zn(II)2Cys6 transcription factor
Exons: 1
Coding region: 1-2436 (811 amino acids)
Biological process (GO): positive regulation of transcription by RNA polymerase II
Cellular component (GO): nucleus
Molecular function (GO): DNA-binding transcription factor activity, RNA polymerase II-specific; transcription cis-regulatory region binding; zinc ion binding
Source: RefSeq, a predicted model, not a curated record